Messenger RNA from Miscanthus lutarioriparius, 1419 nucleotides. The record is from the annotation of a GenBank genome assembly. NCBI's taxonomy places the organism in Eukaryota, Viridiplantae, Streptophyta, Magnoliopsida, Poales, Poaceae.
AUGGCGUUCUUCCGGGGCCUCACCGCGGUCUCGAGACUGCGAUCCCGCAUGGCGCAGGAGGCCACCACGCUGGGCGGUGUGAGAUGGCUGCAGAUGCAGAGCGCGUCCGAUCUCGAUCUUAAGUCCCAGUUGCAGGAAUUGAUUCCAGAACAGCAGGAUCGCUUAAAGAAGCUUAAGUCAGAGCACGGAAAGGUCCAGCUUGGAAACAUAACUGUGGAUAUGGUCCUUGGUGGAAUGAGAGGGAUGAUUGGAAUGCUUUGGGAAACAUCCCUACUUGACCCAGAGGAGGGUAUUCGUUUUAGGGGCCUCUCAAUUCCAGAGUGCCAGAAAGUGCUGCCAACAGCAGUUAAGGGUGGUGAACCUUUGCCUGAGGGUCUCCUUUGGCUUCUUUUGACGGGGAAGGUCCCAACCAAAGAGCAAGUUGAUGCUCUAUCAAAGGAAUUGCUUGCGCGCUCAACUGUCCCAGCUCAUGUCUAUAAGGCAAUAGAUGCUCUCCCAGUAACUGCACAUCCUAUGACACAGUUUACCACGGGAGUAAUGGCUCUUCAGGUUGAGAGUGAAUUUCAAAAAGCUUACGACAAUGGAUUGCCAAAAUCAAAGUUUUGGGAGCCUACUUAUGAAGACUGCUUAAAUUUGAUUGCUCGGCUUCCGCCAGUGGCUUCUUAUGUUUACCAGAGAAUUUUCAAGGGUGGGAAAUCAAUAGAAGCUGAUAAUUCUCUGGAUUAUGCGGCAAAUUUCUCACACAUGCUUGGUUUUGAUGACCCCAAAAUGCUGGAGCUGAUGCGGCUCUAUGUAACAAUUCACACUGAUCAUGAAGGCGGGAAUGUCAGUGCUCAUACUGGUCAUCUGGUUGGGAGUGCUCUAUCAGAUCCUUAUCUUUCUUUUGCAGCGGCUCUGAAUGGGUUAGCUGGGCCGCUGCAUGGCCUUGCAAAUCAGGAAGUUCUUCUAUGGAUCAAAUCUGUAAUUGAGGAAACUGGGAGUGAUGUUACAACAGAUCAACUCAAAGACUAUGUCUGGAAGACACUAAAGAGUGGAAAGGUUGUUCCUGGGUUUGGUCAUGGAGUUCUGCGUAAGACAGACCCACGGUAUUCAUGUCAAAGGGAGUUUGCCCUGAAGCAUUUGCCCGAGGAUCCACUUUUCCAACUGGUGUCCAAGUUGUAUGAAGUUGUACCUCCGAUCCUCACUGAGCUGGGCAAGGUCAAGAACCCAUGGCCGAAUGUUGAUGCUCACAGUGGAGUUUUGCUGAACCACUUUGGACUAUCAGAAGCACGGUAUUACACAGUCUUGUUCGGUGUUUCGAGAAGCAUGGGGAUAGGAUCUCAGCUCAUCUGGGACCGUGCCCUUGGCCUGCCACUUGAGAGGCCGAAGAGUGUUACCAUGGAGUGGCUGGAGAGCUACUGCAAGAACAAGGCUGCUUGA